Tripterygium wilfordii is the source of this 600-nucleotide messenger RNA. Its product is annotated as ubiquitin carboxyl-terminal hydrolase 3-like. Gene Ontology annotation, molecular function: cysteine-type deubiquitinase activity. Gene Ontology annotation, biological process: protein deubiquitination; ubiquitin-dependent protein catabolic process. Lineage: Eukaryota; Viridiplantae; Streptophyta; Magnoliopsida; Celastrales; Celastraceae. The record is from RefSeq and is a predicted model, not a curated record. Bases 32 to 355 code for a protein of 107 amino acids. The transcript has 3 exons. Gene Ontology annotation, cellular component: cytoplasm.
UACCCUUUCAUCCCAUCGUCGCCAAACCCUAAUGUUUUUGUUAGAGACACGAUUGAAGCUAAUGGCUACCAUAGACGAAAGCCCUUCUGCUAAGAUGUGGCUUCCUCUCGAAGGUAACCCUGAUGUCAUGAACCAGUUCCUCUGGGGUCUUGGUCUCCACCCUGAUGACGCAGAGUGCUGUGAUGUUUAUGGUUUGGAUGAAGAACUCUUGGAAAUGGUCUCAAAGCCUGUCCUUGCUGUGUUGUUUCUUUAUCCCUUAACCUCACACACUGAAGAAGAGAGAAUGCAUCAGGAAAAUAUGAAAAGGGAAAAAAUGGACUCUCACAUUAGAUGUGCAGCAACACAAGGAAUUUAGUUUAAGGAUAGUGACGAUCGAAGAUAAGAUGAGAUUAGAUAUUUUAAGAUGGAUUGCCAUGUAUAACGUUGAUUGAAAAUUGAAAAAACUCGGGUGGGAGGUAUCAAAAAGAGUAUAGGCUGAAAAACGAUAGAGAUGGAAAUGAUAAUUAGCAAUAUUUGCUCCGUAUUCUGCUGAAUUUAUUUGGGACAAACUGGUAUAAUUUUCGCUCCUUUUAUCUCUUCAUUCAUAUAAACUAUGUGGGA